AUGGAUUUUCUGUUUGGGUUACCUAGGACACCAGCGAGCUAUGAUAGUAUAUGGGUAAUUGUGGAUAAAUUGACAAAGACAGCUAAGUUUUUAUCUGUCAAAGUUACUUUUACCCUAGACCAAUUAGCUAAGCUGUAUGUUGACCGAAUUAAUGAAGUCGGUGAAAGGAAAUUACUAGGUCCAAAACUUGUGCAGCAGACAUCAAACAAUGUUAAGAUUAUAAGAGAUAAUCUUAAGACAGCUCGAGACAGGAAAAAGAGUUAUGCUGAUAAGUGGAGAAAAGAAUUAGAAUUUGAAGUUGGUGAUAAAGUAUUUCUUAAGUUGUUUCCGUGGAAAGAAAUACUCAGAUUUGGUAGGAAAGGGAAAUUAAGCCCGAGGUAUAUUAGACCUUACGAGAUAAUAGAAAGAGUUGGCCCAAUGACAUAUAGGUUGGAUUUACCUCCAGAGUUAUCUCGUAUCCGUGAUGUGUUUCAUUUGGCAAUGCUUAGGAAGUAUGUGUCAAAUCCUACCCAUGUGUUGCCUGAGCAACCAGUACAGUUGAAAGAGAAUUUUUCUUACGAAGAAGUGCCAAUGGAGAUUCUUGACAGAAAAGAACAAGUCUUUAAGAAAUAA
Benincasa hispida (wax gourd) is the source of this 612-nucleotide messenger RNA. The record is from RefSeq and is a predicted model, not a curated record. NCBI's taxonomy places the organism in Eukaryota, Viridiplantae, Streptophyta, Magnoliopsida, Cucurbitales, Cucurbitaceae.